AUGGGGGUAUAUUUGAGCUCCCCUAGAACUGACAAGGCUUCGGGAGAUGGUGAAAAUGAUAGACUUCGAUAUGGUUUGUCCUCUAUGCAAGGCUGGCGUACAACCAUGGAAGAUGCACAUGCAGCUUAUCCCGAUUUGGACAAUUCCACAUCUUUCUUUGGUGUUUAUGAUGGCCAUGGAGGUCAAGCAGUGUCUAGGUUCUGUGCUAAAUAUCUUCAUCAGCAAGUGCUCAAGCAUGAAACUUAUUUGUCUGGAGAUUUAGGCACUUCUUUACAGAAAGCUUUUCUCAGGUUAUUUCACUUGUUUUCUCUCUUGGACUCAUAUUUGGACUGUGUUAAUGUACAUGUUAAUGCUUCCUUUGGUAUGGUGUCUUACUUUGUCAUCACAGUAGCUUGUAGAAAGCUUAGCACAUUAGAAAAUAGAAUGGAGGAAAAGGAUCCCAUAAUGGAUGAGAUGAUGCGUGGCCAGAGGGGAUGGAGAGAACUAGCCAGCUUGGGUGAUAACAUAGAAAGGGUUUCUGGUAUGAUAGAAGGAUUGAUAUGGUCGCCUAGAAGUGGCCGAGUCAAUGGCCGUUUUGAUGAUUGGCCUUCUGAGGAGGGGCCUCAUUCUGGUUUUGAUGGACCGACUUCUGGAAGCACUGCAUGUGUUGCAAUUAUUCGAAACAACCAACUUGUUGUUGCAAAUGCUGGUGAUUCUCGUUGUGUUAUAUCCAGGAAGGGUCAGGCAUAUGAUCUGUCUAAAGAUCACAAGCCUGGCCUUGAGGUUGAGAGAGAAAGGAUUCAUAAUGCUGGUGGCUUCAUUGUGGUUGGACGUGUUAAUGGAACUUUAAACUUGUCAAGGGCAAUUGGAGACACAGAGUUCAAGCAGAACAAAAAGCUGCCUGCUGAGCAGCAAAUUGUAACUGCCAAUCCUGACAUAAGGACUGCUUUAAGAAUACUAGAUCCUUUGGCCAGCAUCACACAAUUGGUUGAGCUCUGUGAUGAUGAUGAGUUUCUUGUUCUCGCUUGUGACGGGAUUUGGAGCAGCUUUAGGUCAACUUGUGUUGGAAAUGAGACAAUUGGGUUAAAUAAGCUUGAGAUGUUAAAUACUUCGAUCUUAGAGGAAGCACGUUCAUUUUGUAACAUAUACACUGGAACCUUGAGUGGUGCAUGGACUAGGGAUUGCAUGUCAAGUCAACAGCUAGUGGAUUAUGUGCACGAACAGUUGAACACUCUAAAAAUAUUUCACUCUAAAUCUAUGCAGGAAACUAAGCUGUCAGAGAUAUGCGGGAGAGUUUUCAACAGGUGUUUGGCACCCAACACCAGUGGUGGGGAGGGAUGUGACAACAUGACCAUGAUCUUGGUGCAAUUCAAAAAACCUGUCAAUUCAAGUCCUUCAGCAGAGCAGCAUCCACCAUCUUCUCAUCAAGCAAUGGAGGUUGACACAAGUAAUAUGGAAAAGUGA
Molecule: messenger RNA, 1443 nt
Organism: Dovyalis caffra
Lineage: Eukaryota; Viridiplantae; Streptophyta; Magnoliopsida; Malpighiales; Salicaceae
Source: the annotation of a GenBank genome assembly